AUGCUAUCAUUUCACUCGUUUUUCUCCAUAUCUCUUGCAAUAGCCAUCAUAUUUGUCUCCAGAUUCUCCAUCACAGAAGCUAACAAUGGUGGUUUCACUGUGGAUCUAAUACACCGAGACUCGCCAAAAUCUCUAUUCCACAACCCUUCUCUAACUCCUUCACAACGCCUGAACAAUGCUUUGCAACGUUCAUUUUCCCGUGUUCAUCAUCUCAUGUCAUUCUCUCCCCAAUCAGCUUCAGCCAAUGUAACCCCCAAUGGUGGAGAAUAUAUCAUGAAGAUAUCCAUGGGGACCCCACCGGUUCAAAUUCCUGCAAUUGUCGAUACUGACAAAUCUUUCAGUCGUGGAGAUCUCGCCACUGAAACGGUAAAAUUGGGUUCCACCACCCUCCAUGACAUCAUUUUUGGCUGUGGACACGACAACGACAGCCCGUUUAGCAAUGCUAGAGCUGGCAUAGUCAGCCUUGGAGCCAUCAUAUUUGUCUCCAGAUUCUCCAUCACAGAAGCUAACAAUGGUGGUUUCACUGUGGAUCUAAUACACCGAGACUCGCCAAAAUCUCUAUUCCACAACCCUUCUCUAACUCCUUCACAACGCCUGAACAAUGCUUUGCAACGUUCAUUUUCCCGUGUUCAUCAUCUCAUGUCAUUCUCUCCCCAAUCAGCUUCAGCCAAUGUAACCCCCAAUGGUGGAGAAUAUAUCAUGAAGAUAUCCAUGGGGACCCCACCGGUUCAAAUUCCUGCAAUUGUCGAUACUGCCCAAACAGUUCUUCUUCAUAUAAAGUGGUACCUUGUGGUUCAAAACAAUGCCUAUCUUUUCCAAGAACUUCUUGCCUCCCAACUACGAAUACUUGCCAGUGCUCGGUCAGUUAUGGAGACAAAUCUUUCCGUCGCAGAUCUCGCCACUGAAACGGUAAAAUUGGGUUCCACCACCCUCCAUGACAUCAUUUUUGGCUGUGGACACGACAACGACAGCCCGUUUAGCAAUGCUAGAGCUGGCAUAGUCGGCCUCGGAGGUAGUCAAGUUUCGCUUAUCUCACAGAUGGGAUCUCCCAUUGGAGGCAAAUUUUCUUAUUGCUUGGUACCAAUGUCUGCCCAAAACACCAAGGCCAGCAAAAUGAACUUUGGAGGCAGUGGUGUGGUUUCAGGGCGUGGGGUGGUUUCAACUCCAAUAGUCUCAAAAUCCCCACAUGCUUUCUAUUUCUUGACACUGGAAGGAAUCAGUGUUGCAAACAAAAGGCUGGACUUUUACAUGUCCUCAGCCUCAUCAAAUGCUUCUAAGUUAGCUCAGGCUGGUAACAUCGUCAUUGACUCUGGUUCAACCCUGACCCUCCUUCCACCGGAUCUCUACAGCCGAUUAGUCUCGGCCGUGAAAAGUACGAUCAAGGCCCAACCGGUCAAGGAUCCAAAAUUGAUGCUAAGUUUGUGCUACUCUAAGUUGAAUUUUAGUUCCAUACCUAUUAUUAUUGUGCAUUUCAGGGGUGGAGACUUGAAGAUGAAUCCAUUGAACACCUUUGUUAGGACUAGCUUGUUUUCCAUAUACUUGGGUUUUGCCCCAGCUAGAGAGAUUGCCAUUUAUGGUAACCUGGCACAGGUGAACUUUUAUGUGGGCUUAUGA
Molecule: messenger RNA, 1614 nt
Organism: Ilex paraguariensis (yerba mate)
Lineage: Eukaryota; Viridiplantae; Streptophyta; Magnoliopsida; Aquifoliales; Aquifoliaceae
Source: the annotation of a GenBank genome assembly